Molecule: messenger RNA, 2346 nt
Organism: Cladocopium goreaui
Lineage: Eukaryota; Dinophyceae; Suessiales; Symbiodiniaceae
Source: the annotation of a GenBank genome assembly
AUGAGCGAUUCCCCCGACGCCACCCAACCUCAAGGCGAGCCUUUGCCCCAGGGCACCUUUGGUCCUUCGCGUAAAAAAGAAGUGACCGUAGCCGUGCGUGGUCUGAACCACUACUUCGGCGAUGGCGAACUGCGUAAACAGGUGCUCUUCGAAAACGAUCUCGACCUGCACGGUGGCGAAAUCGUCAUUAUGACCGGCCCCUCUGGCUCGGGUAAAACCACACUGCUCACGCUCAUCGGGGCCCUGCGUACUGUGCAGGAAGGAAGCCUCAAGAUUCUGGGGCAAGAGCUACAGGGUUUGAGUUCCGGGCAACUGGUGAAUCUACGCCGGGGAAUUGGGUUCAUCUUUCAGGCACACAACCUGUUCGGGUCGUUAACGGCCAUUCAGAACGUCCGCAUGUCGAUGGAGCUGAAGGAUUUCUCACCUCGCGAAAUGGAUGAGCGCGGCAAAGAGAUGCUCACGCGACUGGGGCUCGGGCAUCGAAUCAAUUACAAACCGUCGGCCCUUUCCGGAGGUCAACGCCAACGGGUGGCUAUCGCUCGGGCCCUGGCCAAUCAUCCCAAGCUGAUUCUGGCCGAUGAGCCUACGGCCGCCUUGGACAAAGCCUCGGGCCGUGACGUGGUGAACCUGCUGCGGGAGUUUGCCGAGGAAAACAACAGCACCAUUUUGAUGGUCACCCACGACAACCGAAUUCUCGAUGCUGCUGAUCGGAUCGUGAACAUGGUCGACGGCAGCAUUAUCUCCGACGUGCUAGUGGUCGAGUCGGAGGUGAUUUGCGAAUUCUUAGGUCGGAUUUCCGUGUUUGAACACCUCACGCCUGGCACUUUGGCCAAGGUGGCCGACCAGAUGCGUUUCGAAAGCCACCCGCCAGGAACGGCUAUCGUCCGUCAAGGCGACCCGGGCGAUUGCUUCUACUUGAUCCGUGACGGCAAAGUAGAAGUCGAGGUCGAAACCGCCGGCAAGAAACGGGUGGUCGCCGAACUCGGCAGUGGCGACUACUUCGGCGAAGCCGCUUUGCUUACCGGAGAGCCGCGGAACGCCACCGUUCGGGCAACGACCGACCUGGAACUCUACGCCUUGGACAACGAACAGUUCCAAGAGGUGGUGCAGAGCAGUGCAACCUUUGCGGAAGAAUUACGCAAUGGCGACCAAAAAGCUUCCUUUAAGCGGUGGCUGAAGCAUCUUGUGUUUGCGCUGCUACCUGCCGUAUCGAUCUUCACAGGUCUGGAGUUGGUGCUUCGUGCCACUGAGGGUGCCCGACCUUCGCGGGAAAGCAUUCCCCUGCCGGAAGAAGACAUUGGCAUGCUUCGCCCCGAUGCGAAGCUAAUGUGGUCGCUACAGCCAUCCAUGCGCCGCAACUAUGCCGGACAGGAACCCGGCUAUUCCACGAAUCGUCUUGGUUUGCGUUACCGCGAGGUUCAGGUGGAAAAACCGGCGGGGGUCUACCGGAUUCUUUCUUUAGGCGAGAGCACCACUCACGGUUAUGCAGUGGCCGAUAACGAGACUUACAGCGAACAACUCGAAUUAUUGCUAAACAAGGACGCUCUCGAGACCAAGUAUGAGGUGAUCAAUGCUGGAGUGCCGGCCUGGUCCUCGUUUCAAAGCCUGCUGUACUUGCGGGAAGAAGGCAUCAAGCUGCAGCCCGAUAUGGUGCUGUUCUACCACGAGUUCAACGAUUACUUGCCUUCGAGCUGGCGAAGCGCCGAAAGUACGAGGGUGGUCGACCUCAGCAAGAGCGACCGUGAGAUCUACGAUUCGGUCUCUGGAACCAUCAGCCGAAGCCUACUUGCGCACUCAGCCAUGUUCCGCUUCGUUCAGUACGGCUUGGAAAGCUAUCGGCUGCAGGGGGCUGCCACCUCUCAGCAUGAUGCCGACGGCUCGCAGGAUCUAAGCUUACGCGUGGAACUCGGCGAGAUUGGUAUUCCUCCCAGGCUGGUCGAUUCGCAAGAUGGGCAGAAGCCCGCGGUUGAUGAGAGACAAUUGCCUCGCCGCGUAAGUUCGAAUGAGCGGAAGCAGAAUCUGUUGGAGCUAAUGAGCUACUGCAAUGCGAACGGUAUCAAGCUAGUGGUGAUUCACCCUUCUUAUCGCUUCACCACACCUCACGAGUGUCUGCUUACCGAAUUCUGUCACGAGCAUGACGUACUGCUAUUCGACGCACACCCGAGUUUGCACCCGGAAGGAAUACCGGUAGAAGAGCAAUUCCUUGACCAUGUGCAUCCGAGUCCCCAAGCACAUGCCCAGCUCGCAGCCGGGCUGUUCGAUUUUCUCGUGAGCAAUCAGUUGCUUCCCCAAGGCACGCUGUCAGCGUUUCCUCUACAAACUGGGGAGUAUGCUCACACCGAAUGA